Messenger RNA from Pelobates cultripes (western spadefoot toad), 37154 nucleotides. The record is from the annotation of a GenBank genome assembly. Lineage: Eukaryota; Metazoa; Chordata; Amphibia; Anura; Pelobatidae.
GCAUGCAAACACAGUAUGGAGUGCCAUGGAAGCAGCCCUCUGCUGUAAGGGGGGCACAGAGCAGACUAACCUUCGCUCUCUCCUACCUCCGUCCGGCCUCUCGUGGCUCAGUGGAAAUGCUGGCAAAUGCACCAGAAAUAAGUUGCAAAGUUUGUGACCUCGUGUUUGUAAGUUUAUUUUGAAGCAGACUUUGUAUUGAGGUAAUUUUAUUUGUGAGUAACUCUGAGUGAGACCUCCCUCCUUCGUAGGGCUAGUUUUGGGACAGGGGCCCCUGCUGGUUUAAGUGUUUGCUACUCUGUCUUCACUUCCAGGUCUGUGAGCCGCUUGUGUAGUCUAUCUGUAAAACUCUCCUUCAGGCUUAAACUCUGCUUCCAUAUUUGAACCUUUAAACAAGACGGAAAUCUAACAAUAUAAAGAGCUAUUCCUUGCUAAAUACAGGGAAGGUGUCUGGAAUUGCUAGCCACGUAUUCUUAGUGCUGUCUGCACACUACAGUCAUUUUAUAGGGACGCAAGAUUAUCAUUUGGCCCCUCUUUAAGUAAUAUCUGUCUCUAUGGCAUUACUUUUUCUUUAGGAAUUCAUUGAGUAUUGAUAUGCAUAGAUCCUUUACAUACUUGGGAUGACUGGGAUUUAUCUAUUUAAUUCUUUGCCCCACAUGGCGGCAUCUCUCGUUGCAUUGAAAGUCUCAUCACCCAGAGAUGAUGCUGGCAUUCUACAAUAUUAAAAUAGCUUAUUACAGUCAAGGGAGUAACGUACACUACUGAUGAUUACUAGAGACAUAUUCUCCUUUUAUAUCUGCCUUUUAGACUGUCAAUUCUCAAACCUUUAUCAAACGCUGAUAAUGGAUAUAUCUGCCUGCCUGUGCAUCAUGAGCAUUGUAGUCUGUAGCACAUGGAAUGAAGGACGGAGUACGAUGUGAAAGCUCUGGGUUUGCAUUUGGCCUACAUUACUGGCACCACUGGUUUCCUGAGUAAGAGUAGGUACUGCUAAGGAAUGCAACUCCCGUUAAUCUGUCCGCACAGGAUGCCAGUGUCCUAUUGCUGAUCUUCCUGUUAAGCCUUUACCUCUACAUCUGCCCAACACACUAUACAUUCACCCCUACAUUAUCCAGAAUUAGCUGUCAAUCAAUGUGGGGAGUUCACCAUCAAUGCACUAUGGAAAUGUAAAGACUGAAUUGCUAAAGACAAAAAGGGAAUUGGGGGCACACCUGGAACAUGCAGGAAUGGUGCUGCUGUUUAUGCUUAACACAGAUUAAAGAACUGCGCACACGCAAAAAUAGUUUUACAUUUUAUAAGGCUUCUUAAAAGGCUGCCCUCUCUGAGCGCCACGAGGCGCCUGAGCUCAUUUAUCAUGAGUUUCGGGAGCAGUAAGAUGUGGAAAGUGUUGCAGUUUUGCCAUUAAAGGAACACUAAAGAAACCGAACAGAAUGGAGUUAAAAGGUAGCUUACUUUGUGUUCAUUGCUGCAUUGGCCUUGUUGCAGAUGCUCCCACCAAUAUCAAUGAUUGGAAAUUAUCCCCAUAGAAAAACAUUGGGAGCAUGUACAGCAAAACCUCGCUCUGCGCUAAUCUGCAUCUUCCUUUUUCUAUGGGAAGCAUUCAGCGUCUCGGUGCAGAGCUGUAGUGGUUCUGGUGGCUAUAGUGUUCCCCUAAUCUUUCCGUUACUUCUUGCAUCAUAAAAGUGUUCGGUUUCACUUUUCUCCUCCGUUCUAAGUUUGGAGGCCUUUUCUGAAAUCAAUAUUUCUGUGAAAAUCGUCAGGAAAAAUAAAACCAUUUAGACCCAUCCCCCCCAAUUUGCGUGAUAUAAACGUCCUCUAUUCCUUUAACAAUCUCCCUCAUAUAUCGGGAAGCAUUAUUAUUAUCUCACACUAGUUAAAAACCAUUGAAACUAUUCAGUAAGCUUAUAAAUGAUAUACUGGAGGCCCUGUCCUCACUGUCGAACCGCUUAUCCUUCAACAUCCGCUGGACAGGGUGAAACAGAUCUUCAUUGUAUCGAGGGUUCACUAAUGAUCUGCUGACACAAUGUACAUUAGAAGCCUCACAUGACCUCCGCGUUCUAAAGGGAUUUCGGUGUUCCUAUUUUAAAGGAUUGGAAACUGCAAAUGUGUUCUACUGACCUUUCAUCCAUUCUGCUGUACCAUGUGGGGAGCAGAUACUUCAAUAAUUCAGGCUUGAAUACCGUUGCAUGGACAGAUCACUUUGUCGGGACCAACUGUAACCAGCUGAUUAACUUUUAUUCAUGACGUCUCUGAGUGCAGUGAAAAUACACGGCUUGAAGGGAUGUCACCGCAGCCUGCAAGCGAUGUCCAGUGGUUAUCCUGCAUAUAUUCUGACAUCACAUAUCCAGUAUCGAUCCAGCAGCAGCAAGACUCGGUGCACCCUGGCAUCAUAGCGUUGGACCCCCAGUUCACCUGCUCUCCAGCGUUCGUGUAUUAUCACUCUGGAAAUUAAAUACAGGAGAUGAAUAUGGGCAUUUGACAACUUGUCCUGGCUAUGAGCUUGCCAAUGACUGUUAAAAUCUGUUUUUAUUUUUUUAAAUUACUCAGAUUUAGAAAUUAUGAGCUAGUCACUUUUUUUUAUUUUUUUAUUCUUGUUUAUCAUUGUCAAUUCCUCAGUGAUAAAAUAAGUGAUUCAAAUAUUUAUGAUGCUGAAAGGAAUUGACCAAAAGGGUAGGAAAGUUAAAAUGACUGUUUUUUAUUUGCUGAGAUCUUUGUUCUUUUUUUCACUCCCUACUUCCCUUCCCCCCCCCGCCCCCCCUUUUUCCCCCUCUUCCUCUGUUUUCUUUCCCUUUCCAUUAUCCAAAACUUAAUUUAAAUCUAAUAAAAUGAUAAAGUGUAAUUCUAUUAAGUAUAUCUAUUACAAAUAAGUUGACGUGGAAAAUCACUCUAUUCAUACCUGUCCUGGCGUGAGAGUGGAGGCGUUGGUUGGAAGGAGUCUCAGGAUAGUCUGUAACCAGAGCCUCCAUAUGUCAUUAUAUAACCCCAAGUUCUCAAGACUAACAUUAUACAGCUUCUCCAUGGAUCUGAUCGUUAAUCUGUGAGGCUAUUUCAGUCCACUUAGGGAUCACCUCAGAUCUCUAUUUUUCUCGCCAAACAGACUUUGGUGGCCAAUAAAAUCUGUUUUUAGUAAUCCAUUUUCACCCUCUUACAAUACAUCUCAGGAUUGACCUGUGAUGUUUAGUACGGUGCCACCUGUAUACAUGGGCAAAGCAUACUCAUUGCAGGGUGUAACCAGUGUGACAAGAAAAUGUUAAACAUUUAAGGGGGGGAGGGGGGGUGACAAUGGCUUAUAUCAGCAUGCUUGAUGUCAUAUUCACAGAAAUAUGGCCAUUUAAACUUCUGUCAAGGAGCUUCUGUGCUUGCAUCAUGGAUGGUAUACCUCAAUCUGCUCUCUGAUCACACGUGCUGUUAAACUGCUUUUGAAUGGUUUUCAUGCACUGUAUUUAGGGCAGGCGUAAUGUAUAAGAAAUAAUUCAGUGGGCACAUGUUCUGUACAGCUAUGGGGUAGUUUCCCUUUUAAAAGUUGCCAAACUUUGUGCAUGCGUGUUAAAGCAGAUCUUGACAUUCCCAGAACGAUCACCUCCUCUUAAUCAGAUCCUGCAGGUUUUAAAGUAAGGGCAGUUUGGGUGGCCCUGGGAAGCAAAGUUAAUUAUAAGGGCAUUUCAAGCACCUAUCCCCGAGCUGUAAUAUGCUGGACAGAGACCUGGUUUUACCAAGCUGUGGGGAGGGAAAACUAUUAACAGGUUAACUGAUAUUCUUGCCUAAAGAAGUGAGCUUUUAAUGAUCUUUUGAAGGAACUAAGACUGGGUGAGAGUCUAAUGGAGAAGGGAAUGUAGUAUAAUUGAACAGAGAAUAUAUGCAAAUCUUUGGCAGAAUCAAGCCCUAAAUUUUACAGGAAACUAGUGUAAGGACUGACCCAGUAUACCUAACUGUAACCUAACCUACACAGUGCACCUAUCGUGUGUGGGAGCCUGGAGUGUCCCUUUAAUAAUAUAAACCCACCCAGUAUAACUAACUGUAACCUAUCCUACACAGUGCAUCUAACGUGUGAGGGAGCCUGGAGUGUUCCUUUAAUAAUAUAAACCCACCCAGUAUAACUAACUGUAACCUAACCUACACAGUGCAUCUAAUGUGUGUGUGGGAUCCUGGAGUGCCCUGUAAUAAUAUAAACCCACCCAGUAUAACUAACUGUAACCUAACCUACACCGUGCACCCAACUUACUGACCUUCUGCUCACUGUUACUGUACAUAGCAGUCUCUCUCCUGCUUUAAUAGGGACACCGUGUCACACACACACCAUAGUUUGCUCUAUAUAUUUGUAUAAUUUGUUCAUGAUAUACAUGCACCCUGUAACCCGAAUUGUAUCUUUAACCCUUGUAGGAUAUAUGGUGACUGAAUAGCGGGAGAAUCCCCAGAAAUGGCACUGCACAGCAGCACAACGGAUGCGCUCCUCUCUUGGGUAAGUGACAUUGUUCGCCACCUCACAGAUACCAGGCAACAAUCAAAUAAGCCGGGUGUCUGCAAUCAGAGCACUGUGGAAGCUGGGAAAAUCGUAUAACAUCCCACUGAGACUGAUCUGUGCAGCACAGCAUGGAAGGAUAUAUCCGUGUACAGUGCUAUGGAAUUUGCUGGCGCUAUAUAAAUAAUCUAAUAAUCAUCACACUUGGAACAGUAAUGUAAAGUGUUUACAAAUAUCGCUUAGCUUAAGAAAAACCUUGGGGUUUUUAAGAUGGGUGAGAAUUCUUUCCAUGUCUCUCUCUAUAAAAGCAUCAGGUGACCAAAUUGUCUGUAAAUUAGACUUGUGUAUGAUACGUCCUGCCCGGAGCUCAAUUGUGUUUACAAAUCAUUCUAAUCUUUUGUACGACACUGGACUACUUGGUUUAUAGAGCGAGGGGGCUUGCCUGCAUGAGUUUGAGUUUGUCAAUUUGAAGCAAUAUGACCCUAAUUAUUGAGCUGUGUGCUUGUUAGUGCUCCGUAGCUGGUGUCUGAUGGGUAAAAAGAUCUAGCUGGUGUGUUGUGGAUGUGGGGAGUGGUGUGUGUGUGUGUGAUUGAUAAACAGAUCUAGCUGGUGUGUGGUGGAUGUGGGGGGGGGGGGGGUGUGAUUGGUAAACAGAUCUAGCUGGUGUGUGGUGGAUGUGGGGAGUGGUGUGUGUGUGUGUGUGUGUGUGUGUUCGGUAAACAGAUCUAGCUGCUGUGUGGUGGAUGUGGGGAGUGGUGUGUGUGUGUGUGUGUGUGUGUGUUCGGUAAACAGAUCUAGCUGGUGUGUGGUGGAUGUGGGGAGUGGUGUGUGUGUGAUCGGUAAACAGAUGUUGGUGUGUGUUCGGUAAACAGAUCUAGCUGGUGUGUGAUAGAUAUUUUCUUUUACCUAUGGUUUGCAGUUUCCAAAGCCGCUCUGUUUUAAUUUCUGUUUAGAUGUCAGUCUGAUUAACAAACACUUUUUAUUUAGUAAUGCCAAUCUUGUGUCUCUCUAGGUGAACAGCCUCAAGGUCGACGAACCCAUUGAACGAUUAUCUCAGCUACAAGAUUUGAGCAUUUUGAUUAAAAUUGCCACCAAACUGUGAGUAAUUAACCCGGUGAUACUGCAACAAGGGAGUGAUCAUGGAGGUGGUAUAAUACAGAUUGAUGGGAUACUAUGGAUACACCAUGUGAGAAAGGAGGGGUAGCAUAGCAUGGACGUAUAUAUAAUUCAGUGUUAUUCAGAGUAGAUGGAAGUGGGAAGCAUGGGUGCUAGGUGUUGUGGUAUAACUUGGCCCAGAGAGGUUUCCAUGAGAUGGAGAAGGACCUCCUGGGCAUCCUGUGAGCUAGUAGUGGAGCCCUGCUGGGAGGUACAUAUUGUAGAAAGGAGGGUGAGAGAAUUUAGAACCUCUGGUUGCCUUGGUUGUGGACAGCAAGGAUCGCAGUGUACUGGGAUAUAAAUGAAAUGACUGCUAACCCAUUCUCUGUUUUCAGUUUUACCUGUUUUGUAAUGUUUGACCAUGAGUGAAAACCUUUGAAGUUUACUUUGUGUUUCUCCCCUUCCCGAGUCAGCAUGCUCCUUUUUAUUAUUCUGCAAAUAUAGUGCAGGGUUUCGGUCACUAUACCAAUUUGAAAAGUUUUACCUGUCACCAAACUCUAGACUGAUAGCCCUUGUUGCUAUAACUAACCGUUUCAAUGUCAAGAUCUUGUUAAUGUAACUAUAAUCCCCCUCCCCCAUAUCUGUACGUUACCUGGAAUCCUAUGAGACAGGAGUAAAUCCGAUGCUGGCACAGUUUAGAAUGCAGGCCCCUCUUGGAGACAUUGUUUCAGAUGGAGUUUAAAGGUCUCUGUAGAGAAGUAGUUUAGCGAGUUUAGCUCUGCAUGUAAACAUCCUUGAAGUUUUCAGCUCACGGAUGCUGCUGCUUAGUGUCCAAUCAGUUAGUGUUUCUGUUAGAUGGGCUUGCUGGUCUCUAUUUCCCAGAUGGUGUCAGAAUCCUUGCUGCUGUUCCAGUGAGUGACUGGCAUGGAAGUGCUUGGUAUAUUAUUUAUCACUGCUGAUCUCUUUAAAGGGAUACUGUGUGCACGCUAACCACUUCAUCUCAUUGAAUUACUUAUGCCUUGGGGUCCCCUUUCAGUGUUAAACUGUUUGAAAAUGGUUUAUCACUGAGUGUGGGUCACUCUGACACUCUGCUUGGCUUAACCCCUUAAGGACCAAACUUCUGGAAUAAAAGGGAAUCAUGACAUGUCACACAUGUCAUGGGUCCUUAAGGGGUUAAACAAAUUAUAUAAAAGUGAUAAGUGCUCUCUAUCCAAUAAAGCAGCUAUUCACCAACAAGGAGUUCCUUUUACCUUGUGAACAAUAGAACAAAACAAGCUAGUAAAUUAGGUGGACAGCGCUUAGAAUUAUUAUAAUAAAAUCAUACAUACACAGGUAGCAGCAGGUUUCGCAAUUACCAAAAGGAAAUAAAAGUGCAGUAUGGUAUGAAUAAUAUGGUGAUAAAGAUAUAUUCCAAUGGGCACUCACGUUUUCCAGAGCUUAAAAAGCUCUUUUAGGAGCCUGGACGGAACAAUCCCCGUCUAAGGAUUUUUUUGCUGGUAUCAGAUUCCCAAUGUAGUGCGGUUCAUCAUAUAGAAAAAAAAAAGGAUGUAUACCAAUGGUACAGUAUGUAUGUAAAAGUAGGAAAAGUAAAUAAUAUAUGACCUACUUACAUUUGCUAGAGCAAAUCCACCUAGGGAUAUAUGUAGAUCCGGAACAGCAGAGUGAUGGUGAGAGUAUAAGGAGCUCAAGAGUUACUGGGUGUUAAAACAGAAUCUUCAUUAAAACACAGAAUGAAUAAAACUAUUUAAAAGUGAACUAUAUAGUAAAAAGAACUGUAAAUAAGUGGAGGUUAAGGAUUGCCUACAAGGACUGGUUUUAUUUAUAGUUCUUUUUUUCUCACCAUCACUCUGCUGUUCCGGAUCUACAUAUAUCCCUAGGUGUGGAUUGUUCCACCUAUAGCUCCAUACACUAGAGCAGGUCAUUGCUCUAGCAAAUGUAAGUAGGUCAAAUAUUAUUUACUUUUCCUACUUUUACAUACGUACUGUACCAUUGGUAUACAUCCUUAUUUUUUUCGUAUGAUGAACCGCACUACCUUGGGAAUCUGAUACCAGCAAAAAGAAAUCCUUAGACGGGGAUUGUUCCGUCCAGGCUCCUAAAAUAGAGCUUUUUUUAAGCUCUGGAAAACGUGAGUGCCCCUUUGGAAUAGAUCUUUAUCACCAUAUUAUUCAUAACAUACUGCACUUUUUUCCCUUUUUUUAAGAGUAAGAUACAUAAUUGCGAAAUCUGCUGCUACCUGUGUAUGUAUGAUUUUAUUAUAAUAAUUCUUAGCGCUGUCCACCUAAUUUACUAGAGAUUAUAUAUUGUCUUCUGAGCAUAUCAAUUCAUACCUACAGUGGCACUGUGAUGGGUUGACACUCUCAGCCAAUCACAGCUGCCCAUUGCUGCUUCGGAUAACGCUUACUGCUUGCCCCAGCAGCACAGUGGGAUGAGCCGGAAACUCACGUUUAGCAUUUAAAACAUUACAAAUGCUCUGUCACUGAAUGGAGAAUGUAUAGAACACCUUCUAGCAAACUAGCCCCUCACUUACCUUUUCAUAAUUUGCAGCAUAGGAAUAAAGCCCCCCCAUAUUUACUUAACCUAAGCAUCUUCAGUCGUCCAUGUGCGCUGCUGAAAAACCCUUUUUGACUUUUCGUUUUGGGCCAGAGUGCUGCCAAUUUCCAUGUGUGCCCCAAUUUCCAGAUGUGGUUUUAGUUCCCUACUAUAAGUACAUUUUCAUUAUAUAGCGGUGCCCUUUCCUUCCUGUGUGUGUCUGUGGGCAGAUCCCGAACCUUACUGUACUUGGAGUACAUGGUCGUAUAAUUUUUUUUUUUUUUUUUUUACCCCAACAAUCCUCAUCUUUUAAUAUACUCUUAUAUUCUGUAAGGCUUCCCUUCCCUUAAUAUGAUGAAAUUGCCAUUAAUUAUAGGGAAUAACACUGUGUGUCUUUUCUGUAGCAGACCGCUAGAUUUACCAGGGAAAUACAGAAACCUUAGAAAGAGGUAAAAAUCCUCAACUUCAUCUACAUUCUGAAUGGUAUUUUUUAAGAUUUAAGACAUGUGACUUGUUUAUAAUAAUUAAGACUUCAGGUUGUCUGUACAUCAGAGGUAAGUUUAUCACAUGAUCUGACCUCUGAUCUACAGUCAGGGUGAAAUUGCUGUGAUCAGCCUUCAUGCAGUAUGGCACUUUGCCAGCGCAAACCCUCAGUAAUUGGCAGUCAGAUUAUCAUAUACUACCUGUGCGCAGACCAUGUAACACACAAAUGGAUCCUUGUUACUAAAUAUAUUUAUUGAUCUAUACAGAAACACAUUGGUUUGUGUGUUCGUGGAUGUUCUACCUCUGGCUAAGUCCAGCUCUGCAAUCUCUAUAGAGCAGUUACUUUAAUAAAGCCAAGGUUGGUGUACUGUAGAUGAACUGGAACCAUGUGUAAGGUGUCCCUUCAAAGACUAUUGGUAUACAUGCAUUCUUAAUGCAGGUUUUUUAUGUACUAGUCGGGAUAGAACCCCAGCACAAGGAAGAGUACUGGUAAUAAAAACCUGCCUGUUUAUUAAAAUAAUCCUUGAUUCUAGCUUUUACAGUUUGUUUUCAGAGCAACUUACUGUGUUUGCAGCGGUCUGUUGGGUUACAUUUUCAUUCUCUACCUGCCACAGCCUGGCAAGAGACUUGGGCUACAAUUUAACUUCCCUACUGUAAAUGGUGUAAUGGAGAUCCCUUACCCUAUGUGUAUUUGUAAGGUUUGCGGGCACGGGGUUUGUGGGUGCGGGGUAACUGUGCUAGAGGGUUUGUAACCUGUUAUUACAUUGAUUCUCAAAGCUGAAUGAUCAGUCUUGUUCUGUCUUCUAGUAAUGGGAACACAAAUGAAUUAACACAGAUCCUUCAACAAUCCCUGGAAGACAGACUGAAAUACCUCCGCAGCUUUUUACAAAGUAAGAUCUUUCAGGGGAGCACACAGGACACAUCCAAAAUUGCAGACUUUAUUGGAGUGGAAUGUCCGUUUCAGACUUGGGGUGGAGGUGGGGUGUAGGCUUUAUUUAAAGUGCCUUCACAGGUAAAACAGAGAUUAUGUGUGUGUGAUCGGUAAACAGAUCUAGCUGGUGUGUGAUAGAUAUUUUCUUUUACCUUAUGGUUUGCAGUUUCCAAAGCCUGCCUUACCAGAAGUUGCAUUCGAAAGGCACACUAGUAAUGCAGGUUUACCCCACUAUUGUGAGGAUGUAAAAGGAAUGGACAGAGUGCUCCCCCAAAUUCACAGCAAGAACUGCACACACUAGACCCGAUCAAAACUGUAUUGCCUCAUGAACCAGGAAGACGACCAAUCCUCUUAACCAUUAUUUAGGUUAUUGGAGUGGAAUGUCACCAUUUAUGCCCUUAAUUGGAAAAGGAACCGCACUCAAUUCACUUAAGAUAGGAUGCGUAGCUGAACCAUGGGCCAGCACAAGCCCAGAAGAUAUUAAAUACCAGUAUUAGAAAAAUGGUCCAGGCACCUUUUUAUUAGAACAGGUGGGAAACUGCAACAUGGCGACUUCCAAUGUAGUCUUUGUCAGUGUUGCACAUGUUUUAAUAAAAGUGCCUGAAGAAAUUGGAGUGCCUGGACCCUUUUUCUAAUGCUUGUAUUAAUUUCUGCUCCUAACACAUCAUUCCUUACCCUACCAAAGACCGUUAUUUCACUUCCUGUAUGCAGUAUAUAGGAAAAACAAGAGUCAGCGCUAAUAAAUCCUAAGAGAAAAAGGCAGCAAUCCCAAACAAGGACUCACUCAGAUGCCCUUGAAGAUCAUAGAGAUGACAAACGACAAAAGAUGGGGCUGCGCCACAAUAUAGGAAAGUAAAGUCCUAGCUCGGAUAAGUCCCUGUAAGGACAAAGUCCAGAAGUGUGGAACUGAAGUCCAGUGGAGGUCUCCAAAGCCAGGGAGUUGUGAUUCUUGCACUUUUUAUUUAUUGUGUUGCAGUACGCUCCUCAAAGUGUCAAUAUAAAUAAAGUGAUAAAAUUCCUACUCCUAUUCAGUAGAGCUUAAGCCAGCUCUGGUUUGUAUAGCAUACAGCAGUAAGAUCCCUGCUUAUGGGAUAUGUGGUGAGGGUCCUCUUGUAUAUAGUAGUAUUAGAAGAAAAAAAUUGAAACAUUAAUGGUAUGUUCCACAGAGGAAAGAAUAAAAUAAAAUAAAAAUAAAAUAUGGUAGUAACACUCACAUUUAGUAGAGCUUAAGCCAGCUCUGGUGUGAUAAGCGUACAGCAGUACAAUCCCCACCUAUGGUAUAUAUGACGAGUGUUCUUAAAGAUGGUAGUGUUAGGAGCCCGGAAGGAAGACAAUAAAAACAGCAAUAGUGCUCUCAAUAAAAUAUUUAUAAUCUAUAAAAUAUACUCACAAAGGAUAGAGCAAGCUGACUGCUCUGACAACAGCAUAGGUGGUAUGAUCCCCACCUGGGAUUCUUUGGAGUAUGGAAAGAAAGUAGUUGGUUCCAGGUCGUUCUUAAAAUAUAAAUAGUUAAAAGAUGAUGGUACAAGUGUAGAAAGACCAAAAUCUAUUUAAUAAUAAUUUCAAGAAGCCGUAAAAUACAUCCAAAUGCGCUUCGCCAUAUAGGAUUUAAAUGUGAUUUUUUUUCACUGUAGAACAUACACCACCAUUAUUGUUUCCAUGUUUUUUUUUGUUUGUUUUUUUAAUCACCCCUUGCCUGGGUCCUUGAUACUACUAUAUACAAGAGGACACUCACCACAUAUCCCAUAAGCAGGGAUCAUACCGCUGUAUGCUAUACAAACCAGAGCUGGCUUAAGCUCAACUGAAUGUGAGUAGGAAUUUUAUCACUUUAUUUAUAUUGGCACUUUGAAGAACGUAAUGCACCAUUAUCUUUUCUCACCUCUUAUUUGCAAGAAUCACAACUCCCUGGCUUCAGAGACCUCCACUGGACUUCAGUGCCACACUUCUCGACUUUGUCCAAACAGGGACUUAUCCGAGCUAGGACUUUUUUACUUUCCUAUAUGGUAUGCAGUACAUGCCUGUAACCUGGGUAUAGUAUCCAUGUGUUGGUCACUGCAUGCUGUUGGAGUAGUACUUAUGUGGCAGUGUUGCUCUCAUUCCCUCUGCAGGAUACUGCCGGUAUGGCUCGUCUGCUGAGAAUCUGGUGCAGUGGCAGAAGAUUCUGCAAGGAGAGAAUUUGGAAGUGGAGCUGUCCAAGGUAUAGGCACGUUGAGUGGCCUCGUAAAUAAACAUUCUCUGUAUACGGUGUCACUCAUGCUACUCCUCAUACAAAAUUCACAAAACAAUGAUUUAUAAUCUCAGAUUCUAAUAGUUUUAUUUAAAAACACCUCACCUAGGGAAAAAAAUAAUGGGGUUUAGUUACAGUAUAUGGUCAUACAUUGCAUAGGCCAGCCACAAUUUCAAUGUACCCCAUAUUCGGGAGGUCCUAUCCUAGUAGCAGCUUAAUGCUUGCUCAUAUGAGAUUAACCCACUUACUUGGGAAAUACUUCCUUACUGGGACUCUCUGCAAGUCAAGGCUAAAUAGGGUCUUGUAAUGAGGCACCUGUGAGAGGGAGGGGUGCAAAACCAAGGAGUUGGCCUGGGACUCUCAAAUAUAUAAAAGAAACCAAGAGGGCUGCACUCACCUGAACAUGCAUACUGUAUAGGGUGCUGCUGGGGCCAAAAGAUACAGAAUACAGUGCGCUCGCUUAUUCACUAAACAAUGAUUUCUAAUCUCUCAGAUUAAUAAUAGGUUUAUUUAAAAACACCUCACCUAGGCAAAAAAUAUGGGUUUAGUAACAUUAUAUGAUCCAUAUAUUGCAUAAGCCUGCCACAACGUCAAUGUACCCCGUUCUUGGCAGGUCCUACUCAUGGUACUCCUCGGACAUCGAUCCGGGUAACGGUGUCACCCACCACACUCCUCCUUAAUGAUGUGGAUGUGAAAUAUUUUCAGUCUCCCCCCCACCCCCACCCCUUUUUUUUUUUGCGUUGUGUUGGUAAGUUUUAAUUGACGUUAAACACGUUUUUCUUUCCACUUGCUUGUUUUAUUGUUGCUUGCUAUCCCAAUGCCUCAUUAAAAUGGAAAAAAAGAUUAACAAAUAAGCCAAAGGGGGUCAGUAUGAAGGUAACAAAGUGAGGAGGGACGAUGACAUGAGGAAUAUGUAGUGAUUAUGGCCCUUGGCCCCUUUAUAUUUAGUGUGUAUUGUAUAUCAUGAAAAUGUGAUUUUUUUGUUUUUUGUCUUUUAUUUAUAGGUUAUUGUUCUCCUUUUCUAUUAUUCAAACAUGAAAACCAAGAAUCCCAAAGAAUGUGAGGAUUUUGAUCUCAAGACUCAGGUAAUCCAAUCUCCAUUGCUUGAUGGGCUUUUGCAAAGAGUUGUUUGGGCCAGGUUAGUGUUUGGUGAAUGUUGAGGGGGUCAUUACUCAGUGCCAUGUUAACCUUUGGGCUGUAGGAGGAGGUUGUUACCCAUUGCAGGACUAGUCGUUGGGCGGUUGUUGUUUAGGUGCCAGGUUAGUGUUAGGGCAUUGGGUGCUUUGGUGCCAGGUUAGUGUUAGGGCAUUGGGUGCUUUGGUGCCAGGUUAGUGUUAGGGCAGUGGGUGCUUCCGUGCCAGGUUAGUGUUAGGGCAGUGGGUGCUUUGGUGCCAGGUUAGUGUUAGGGCAGCGGGUGCUUCCGUGCCAGGUUAGUGUUAGGGCAGUGGGUGCUUCUGUGCCAGGUUAGUGUUAGGGCAGUGGGUGCUUCUGUGCCAGGUUAGUGUUAGGGCAGUGGGUGCUUCUGUGCCAGGUUAGUGUUCGGGCAGUGGGUGCUUCCGUGCCAGGUUAGUGUUAGGGCAGUGGGUGCUUCCGUGCCAGGUUAGUGUUAGGGCAGUGGGUGCUUCGUUGCCAGGUUGGUGUUAGGGCAGUGGGUGCUUCGUUGCCAGGUUGGUGUUAGGGCAGUGGGUGCUUCGGUGCCAGGUUGGUGUUAGGGCAGUGGGUGCUUCGGUGCCAGGUUGGUGUUAGGGCAGUGGGUGCUUCGGUGCCAGGUUGGUGUUUGGGCAGUGGGUGCUUCGGUGCCAGGUUGGUGUCUGGGCAGUGGGUGUUUUGGUGUCUGGGCAGGGGUGAUUCCAGUGCAGGAUACGUCUGAGGAAGGAAGAACCACGACCUCUGUGAAUAGUUUUAGAAGGCGGGUUUAGUACCACAUGACUGAAAAAUUUAUAAAGAUCUGUGAUUCCUGGCACUUGUGAGCUACAAUCUCUUUGUGCUCAGCCAACAUUAAAAAACAAACAAAAAAAAAAACACAAUUUUUUUUAUGGUAGUAACAUUAUUGGCCAUCCCUGACCUUUGUGAUCCUGGUUACUUUCCCGGCAGACUGAGCUUGCUUCCAUCCUGAGGUUCGUUCUGGAAAAUGAAGAUGAUCUAUCUCUAAAUGACAAGCUCUUGCACUUCCUGCAGAAGAAAGGUACGUUGGGGGUGGAGGUGGCACUACAUCGCUGAAUCCAAUAAUAUACUAGGACAGCCUUUUGACACUCCAGGUGUUGUUUACUAAAUCUUAAUGCUCUUGCAUCCAUAAUGUUGGCAAAUAUUCAGGGGCGAUGUAGUCCACAAAUUCUGGAGUGCCAAAGGGUGCCCUCCCUUGGGGGUAAGAGACCACACUGCAAAAUCAAUAAUUUCUGGGGUGGGCAGUAUGAAAGGACCGGCAAUAACUUCUUAUGUUCUAUUCGGUUUGGGCAGCACGGUUUCCGUCCUCCAGUGAUGGCGCCUCCAGCUCGGAUGAUUCAGUGUCUCCCAACGUGCUUAUAAAGAGGAAAACCGAGGUGCGCUUUCUCGAGUUGCAUCGUGUGGCAUCUUCCUCUGCCAUGAAAAGGUACAAUGGCCAAAAUCAGACCAUGUAUGUCUAGAGUCUAUGUGGUGGCUUACUUAACGUAUGUGAGUCACGUUCAGUUCUUUCUAACAUACUCCCUUGGUGGCCUUUGUUGAGGGCUUACUUCAUCUUGGGGGUUUUUUACUUUUUUUUUUUUUCUCUCCUGAAUUACUUGUUGGAGCUUUAAAAAGAACUGUAGUGACCAGAAAUAUAAUGCUGGCUCAAGGUGAGCUACAUGAGUCUAUUGGAAACCUGUAGAAUAGUCUUUUGUACCUGUGUCACUUUGUAUAUUUUGCAGUUUAACAGACUCACCAUCCUCCCCAAUGAUUGAGGUUCUGCACAUGCCUCAAUUCCAGAUGAGACGUUUGAAGAAGCAGCUGACUGAGGAGCAGGAGUUCAGGGAUGAAUUGGAGCUGGAGCUGUCGGAGAACAAGAAACGCCUGGCAGAGAAAGGUGCGUGCAGGGAUGGGAGUCCAACAAGUGUUACGCCAUCUCCCCUCCUCCUGGUGAUUACAUCUAAUGAGCAGUGCACUGAGGGUGCCUUCUGAAGGGAUAGUGGUUCCAUAUUUCAGGAUGAUUUUAUUCUGCUCGCUGUGACACAGAUAUGGGGCUGGUGGUGGUUUUAUAUCCAAUGUCAUUUCUUCCUCUUCGCCUAACAUCUCCUAUUCCUCCUCUUAGUCUUUUCCCCAUUCUCAUUCUACCAAAUCCUUAAUUCCCUCUUCAUUCUAUCACCUACAAAUUAGUUUUCUUUUGCACAUUCCCUUCUCCAUUCAACUUCCAUCUAUUUGUCCGUUCUCAGUUCUUUUUUCCCUUUUCCUUUCACCAUCUGUUUUACCCACUUUUUAAAUGUAAUCUCCAGGUCCUCCAUUUGUCCUUCAUGUGAAUGUUCUCCUAACCUCGCAAUUGUCAGUUGUGCUGGCGAGGUGACUGGCAUAUCAUUUAUGCAGUUGCAUAUCACAAAAUGCUGUCUUUUUUGAUUUACAUGGUUUCUGGUUUUAUCCCAUUAUUAGAGGCCCAGCUAUUUCUAAUGCAGCAGCGCAUUGACCGUCUCUUGGUGCUGAGUGAGAAACAGACAGAGCCUCAUGAACCUCGAGAGCUGGUUGAACUGAGGGAGAAAAAUGAAAGGUAACUGAUGGGUGUUGAGUGGCACAUUGAAAAUGUGAGCAGUCCAAGAGAGCUCUAUCCAUUUUACCUGGGAAAAUGGUUUCACGCUUUUAAAAAAAAAAAAAGUGUUUUUUUUAAUUUUUUUAUUUUUUUUAUUAGUACCAGGGAUAUGGGAAGCUGACCAACCCACAAGACUUGUCUUUUACCAGGGACUCUGGCAAUUGAUCUGCAGAUUAGGGAUCGACUGAUAUUGAUUUUAUAGAGCCGAUAACGUACCGAUAUUUUUACAUUUACCAUUUUGAAAAAAUAAACUAUUUCUACACAAAUCGACCGCUGGACUCCAGAGAUUUACACAGGGGAAGGUAAGUAAGAGUGUGCUUGGCCGAUACCAAUAUUGCUGAAAAUAAAGAAUAUCGGCCAGACCGAUAAUAUCGGUUGAUCCCUACUGCAGAUAUAUUGUUAGUUGUUUUCUUUGCUGCCUGUGAUUGUGGUGCAAAUUGCAAAAGAACUGCACGUUCUAUCUUUUUCCCAUGCUGUUCUUAGAUGUGUACUGCUAGGAGUCUUCUCAGAUUUCAGCUGUGAGUUGACAGACCUUCUAUGUUUGAUACACCUAGUGCUCUCUUAAAUUUCCAUAAGAUGGCUUGCUCAGCAGCCGCACACUUAGGCAGCAUUUCAUUAGUUCAUUUAUUUAGACCCUUACUCUUCCCCACCCUUUUAUUUUCUGUAGUCUGAUGAUACGGCUUCGUGACACCCUCAAACAGUGUCAGGACUUGAAAACCGAUAAAAACCAGCUGGAACGCAAGAAUGAUCAACUGGCAGAGGAGAACGGGGACCUCGCAUUUAAGGUACUCUGCUUAUUGUGCGUCCAGAGCGUUUUCACCAGGCAUGCCUGCUCCUACAUUGCUUUUAUCUAUCCCAUAUCCUGCCAUGAUAUCACAUUUUACUUUUUCAGUGGUUCUGUUGUGUUUCUCUAAAUGAUUCACUUUAGAAUUUCCUCCGAUUUUGUGAAACAAUGUUAUGAGUCUUGUAUAAUAGUGACCCUAUUUUCAUAUUCAUUUAAAAUGCAUUUCUCACCCAGAUCUAUCUCCCUCCUGCCCUCUCUCUAUUGGCAAUCAUACAUGCCAGAUCUAUCUCCCUCAUACAUGCAUACCAGAUGUGUUUAAUAACUGCUGUGUGUUAAUGUUUCUCAGUCUUGUAAUAAACCUACAUAAUGUCUUUUAUUGCUCAGGUGCGGGACCUGGCCAGCCGCCUGGCACAGUUACAAGAUGCCUUGAAUGAGACAACUGAAGAGCACGAUACGUCACUGGCAGGAUGGCAACAGAGGCAGAGUCAGCUAGAGACUGAGCUUAACGCAGCUAUCAGCCAAAAGGUAACCGUAGGUUCUGCAGGGGACCACCGAUCGAUCAGCUGAAUCAGCAUCUCUUGACGUUGCUGUAAGCAGAUGUUGUGUGAGGGGGGUGAAUUGGAGCCAUAGUCCUUCUACCUGCAUUCUUUAUCUGGAAACUUGUAUGUUUCUUCUGUUAGGUUGACUUUUACCUUUGGAUCUCUUCCCUUAGAAAUGCCUGGAGGAACAACAAUUAAUUCUCCAAGGAAAGGUCUCCAUUCUUGAGGAUCAGUUGAAGAAAUUGGGGGAGAGUGGAUCCCAAGAUAAAGGGGAGAGCCUGGGAGACGUCCUGAAGGUAUCGUAUUCAUCCAUUUCUUGCUGAAAGACUGAGCGUGGAUAGGAUAGUGUUGCGUGGUUUCUGAGAGAUGCAGUAAAUCCUCCCACCAGAUUCCUUGUACUAAUAUCCUGCCGGUAGCCCUGGAUAGGUGGGCAACUUUACAGAACUCCAUCACAUGGUCUCCAAAUUCAACCUGCCCUGUAACCUUUCAUCGUUUGUUAGUUGCAUAUUAUAUUAAUGAAUGCACUGCUCUAAAUAUAAAGAUAUUAUGGGAGGUGAUUAGCUUGCCUAGUUUUUAGUUUGUUUUUGUGUUUUUUUUGGGGGGGGAGGGGUUUGUGGCAGAGUAAAAAAAUCCAUGUUUUGUUUCAGCUAUUUUAUUUAUUUAUUUUUAGUUGGAAAGUCUGCACCAGGAAGUCGUAGCUCUUACUUCAAAAUGCACGGCUCUUAAAAGUCAUAUUACACAUUUGGAAAAGGAGAAGAUUGAAGCAAUAGGGGAACUGGAAAUGCAGAGAUCCCGACUUGAAUCUGAGAAGAUGCAGCUCCAAGAUAUUGUCACCAACCUGCAAACAUCUCUCUCUGAGAUCACAUUCCAGAAUGAGAGGCAAAAUCAAGAGGCAAAAGCGCAGGAGGAAAAGCUAACGUGUCAGAUCACCACAUUGAAACUGGAAAUCUCAAAGAUGUCAACCUCCAUAAUGCAAAAAGACAAGGAGCUCCAGGGUCUCCACCAUGAGCUAGGAGAGGAGAGAAAACAGAACGGCCAACUGGUAGAAACAAUCAAGAAGCAGGAGGAGAUCUCAAAACAAAAUAUUGAAGUCCUCAACCACCAAGUAGACCAGCUUAGCACUGUAGUGAGACAAUCUGAGGACAAAAUGGUAGACCUUACUCAAAAACUUGAAUGUGAAACCCAGAAUGUUGCACAUUUAAAACAAGAGUGCAAAGAAUUUGUACAAGAAAGAGACUCUACUCUCACAAUUUUCAAUGAGUACAAGCUGGCUAAAGAGGAGGAACUAGGCAUCUUAAAUAAUAGGCUCCAUCAUUUGGAGGAAACCAAUCAAACCAGUUUAGCAGCAGUGGAAGAGCUAAAACGAGAGAAGGCAGAAUUGUCUCUAAAACUCCAAGAAUUAGAUGCAACGAUUUUAGACUUGAUUGCCAAAUGCCAGAACCUAGACUCUGAGAAUGACACACAAGGUAAAGCACAUGCUAAAAUGGUUGAGUCUCUAAAGUCGCAACUUAUUGAACAAGAAAGUCGGCUUAAAGUUUAUGAGCAGAAAAUUUCCGGAAUGGAGUCCACAACUAAAGAAAACGCUCAGCUUAAAGAAAACUUAUUUUCAAUGGAAGAUGCAAUUAAAAUCUUAAAGGAGCAAUUGGAAGAUGAGAAAACUAGAUAUGCUAACCAUAUAGAGAGUGAGGGUAAAUUGGUUUCUAAGCUUCAAGAAGAUCUUAAGAAACUCUCUGACAGCAGAGAUCAGACACUUGGGGAGCUUAAUGAAGAGAAAGCAUCCAGCAAAAGACUUGAAUCUCAACUGAAGGACUUAGAAGAAGAAUACCGGCAUAGAAAUGAACAUCUGCAGGUUAAACUCUCCGAAACCUCAUCUGCCAUCAAACAUCAACAGGCAAAGCAAGAGGAGCUGACAAUGGAAGUGGACAAAUGGAAGUCAAAGUAUGAAGAGGCCCAACAAGGCAUUGCUCAAAACUCUUGCCAGAUGGAGGAACAAAUUGAAAGAUUGAAACAAGAACACUCUGCAGUUUGUCACACAUUAGAGAAGGAGAAGGCAAAAUCGUUGGAGUUGGAGUCCCAGGCUCAAGAAGCCACGUCUGUCCUAUUGGAUAAGAUGUCUAAGCUUGAAUGUGAGCUGUCUAAAGCGCUGUCAAACAUUACAGAGAAAGAGAUUGAGGAGCAGAAAUUGAGAAGCGCCGUUCAGUCUUUGGAGGAAAAGCUUGUGCUGCAUCAACAAGCGGAAAAGGAGCAAUUAUUUCAGCUGGAGGCACGUUUUGGCAAAGCAACACAAGAACUUCAAAAACUGUCAAAAGAGCUAUCUGAAGAAAAGCUUCAGAAAACAGAGCUUGAAUCUAAAAUAAAACGGCAAGAAGAGCAGAAAUCUGAAAAAAUGUCCAUCUUGGAAUCGAAAAUGUCCACUGCUCAGGCUGCUAUAAAAGAACGUGAAGGUGAAGCCCAGAAGCUCUGUGAAGAGGUGAAGUUAUUGAAAAAUCAACUGGAGGAGUCCAAUGUCAAGUAUCAAGAGGUAGCAGCUCAGAAAGCCCAUGUGAUCACACAACUUGGGGAGGAAAAGGAGAGAGCUUUGGCAGACCUGGCUGCUGAGAAGAUUUCUAAAAUAGAAGUGGAAGCUCAGUUACAGAAAUCUCUAGAUACACACAAAAAUGAGUUCAGCUCCUUACAGAAUGAACUGUCUCGUUCUCUGGACCUUAUUACACUGAAGGAGAGUGAAUUAGAAAGACUUACAAAGGAUGCAACUUUGAGGGAAAAUCAAUUGCACCUAGAGCAACAAAAGGUGGCUAAGCUUACAGGUGAUUUGACCACUUUAAAAGCAUAUGAGGAACGAUCUUCAAUGCUGGAAGUAGACGUUAAAAACUAUAUGCAAAGUGCUAAAACAAUGGAAGCAGAAAUCACUAGUCUAAAAGCAGCAAUUUGUGAAAAGGAUAAAGAAAUCAAUCUUUUGGAGCAUAAUCUCAAGAGCAAGGAGAAGGACAGUGCUUCCUUCCAAGAGCAGUAUCAGGCCACACUCGGUGAGAUGCAAGUUCUUCAGGCAAACAUGGCGGAGCUAGCAAAAAAAUGCAGUGAGCAGGAUCAAGUAAUAGUUUGUGCCCACAAAGAAGCUGCUGAGGCAAAAGCCAUGGUUUCAGAGAAGAUUUCUGUGUCGGAACGACAACAAGAGGGUAUUGAGGACCUGGAAGCAAAAAUCCAGCGGGAACAGCAGAAGACAUGUGAGUUAAUGAAGCAGUUGGAGGAUGCUCGAUCAUCGCAAGCAGACACAGAGUCCUCCUUUGAGGCAUUAAAGAAGGAGUUAUUCCAUAAGGUACAAGAAUUAGAGCAAAGCCAAAAGGCAUUGAAUGACUCAAACAUGGCGCUCUCUUCUGCUCUUUCAAAGUCACAUGAAACUGAGAAGUGUCUAACAGAAGCUAGAGAAGAUGCGGCUACGUAUCGCGCUGAAGUUGGGAAGAAAACUGAGGAAAUCGCCUCAAUGGAAGCAGAGAUGAAGAGCUUAACAUCAAAAGUCAUCACCAAUAAGAAGUCCUCCAUGGAGUUUAACGAGUUGUUAGUAAGGGAACAAAACAAAAACACAUCCCUUGAGGGCCGUAUCGCCACACUCCAGGCAGACCUGAAUGCAUCUUCAAAGGAACUGGAGGUGAAGAAAGGUGUGAUUGAGAAUCUGAACACUGAAGUGAAGAACAUCCAUGUGGAAACUGAAAAGCAAAGGUUGUCUUUAGAAGAACUGCAGAAAAAACUCUCAUCCCAAUAUACAAUAAAAGAGGCACUUGAACAGGAGAUUCAGUCUUGGAAGCAGUCCUGUGCCCAGAAAGAAGAGCAAAUGUCACAUCUCCGAGAUCAGCUCAGCAGCUCCCAAAACAUGCUGGAAGAACUGAAAUCCCUGAAGAACAGUAACCAGGAACUAAAGGCAGAGCGGACGGCUAUGGAUAAGAAGCACAAGGAGGAGUUUGCAAUUCAGCAGAACAAGGCAGACUGUCUGCAGACAGAACUUGAAAAAACCAAGGGAGAACUUGACCAGCUGCUGGAGCUGAAGGAUACCUUGAGCAGACAAGACCAAGCGCUAGAGGUUCUGCAGAAUGAGAAAGCAAGUUAUGUGGCUCAGAUUACCGAGCUCCAGCAGGCUAAUGGUCAACUGACUGUCCAAAACAAAGCUUUAUCCCAAGAUCAAGGGGCGAAGAAUUUGGAAGCUGAACUUGCCAAGAUCAGACAGCAGCACUCCCAGGAGCUCCAAAUUCUCCAUGAGCAGUUAGAGAGGGCAGUUGGUGAAGGCAAGGAACAAAUAGAAGAUCUCAGCAAAAAACUGGAAGCUGUUACCAGCAAAUACGACCAUGCAAAGACGAGGGUAAUGGACGACAGGCAGAAGUUCCAAGAGGAAAGGCAGAAACUGCUUCUUCAGGUACCGGUCCAACAUAUACCUUAUUUAUUCAUUCUGAACUUUUCAGUCCUCAGGAAUCCAUACUAAGUUAAAGGCAGUUUUUGUGUGACUUUAAUUUCGUAUUGUAUCUGAUCACAUGUUAUAUCAGAACCACAUCGACGUGACCAUAAUUUCACUAGUACGAUGCAGGAAACCUGAACUGGUCAGUCAUUCACUUUUGUGUUGUGCAAUUCUUUAUGUAGAUAUGGUAACCGUUGUAGAUAUAGUUCCUCUCACAAGCUUACCUUCCAGCUUUAAUUGACCGGAAACAUUUUAAUGUAUUCAAUGAGCUGAAGGAAGCUGUGGAGUAAUCCUGGAAUUUGUUAAAAUCAGUCUGUAAAAUGAAGAUCUAGUAACCAGUCCACAAGACUUUCCGAUGCUCAAGAUUGCUGUGUACUAGAACUCGCUCUCUUAAUCGAAGCUUAUUUCCUUGCAAUGUAACACACAGGUUGAACAGUUGGAAGCUUCAAAGAAGGAGCAAUCUGAGCAGGUAACGAGCAUAUCCAACUCGCGUCUGCAGCUACUUAAACGGUGAUGGUGCAUGCCGCUAACACACCUAUAUGCAACGCCAUCUGUGGGUUCACACGCCACCGCUGUUUUCGUUGUGAACUGUUUGCAAAAGGCACGCGGCAGCAUGCAGGAUAUCGCACAGGUGUGAAGCGGAUAUGCUUUUUCACUCGAGUGUGGUCUGAGCAUUGAUUCCUCGUGUGCUUGUAGGGUGUCCUCUUCUGAAACCUGCCCCCUUAAGGCUUCCAUGAUACAUUGCAGGUUAGAAGACUUUCUGUUUCCUUGGCACCUUCUGCUUUCCAACAGCCGUACGGUAUCCUCCUGUCCCUUUAAUUCUGCCUAAUUUAUUCCUGCACUCAGAAUGUCUGUACAAUGAUUAGCUGCUUGAAAAGGUCCCGUAGAAAUUAGACCUAUAUUAUAUAUAUCUCUAUUGAAAACAUUCUGUGGCCUUGUCCUAGGCUAACAUUGGCUCAAAUUCAUACAGAGGAGCCUUUUUACAUUCUUUAAUAAGUAUGUUAAAGUUACCUUGCUCCCUCGGUCAUGGAACAUGGCUAACCCCUGCAUCCUGUCCCUUUUUUGUGGCAAACAGUUACCAAUGAACACAGUCCUUUUGUGUCGAGUCAGACACACUUAGUACAGAAAGUUGGUGAAUACCUGGAGGUUAUUUUGAUUUUGAAUUUUUUUUUUUUUUUUUUUUUUAACUAUAAAAAUACUCUUAUUAAGCUUUCAAACUAACUGUGGCCUAAUUCAUUUCACUACUUCUAUUGGAUCCAAUCUACCCAAUUGUGUACCCACCAUGCUUUCUGCAUCUCCCACCUUUCACCGAUCGGAGUCUCCUAGGAAUAAGUGUACGUCUUCCACUGACCGUGUAAACCUGGUAGCUGCAUGGCUAGUAAGAUUAGGAGUUUCAAUGUCUGUAUUGCUGGUGGGAGUUCAAGUGAAGACCUGAUCUAAAGGUUUAGGUUGGCUAAUAACUAGUUGGUUAAUGUCCACUGCGUGUUCAUGUAUUGCUUCCACUGCGUGUUCAUGUAUUGCUUCCACUGGUUUGGGAGCAUUUAAUAUGUGCUUAGAAUAGACAGAUCUCAUAAUGAACUGGGACCUACUGCCUGUGAGCUGCAAUGUGUUGGGAAAGGUGUUAUACCGCACUCUAGUGGAAUACUUACACACUCCUACGAGCCCCUGCUGGUUUAAGCUGCUUGUAUUGCUGUGUUUUGGGAACUUUGUGCUUGCUGGUGGAAGAUUGUGUAUUUUCUGUUUUAGGUGCAGGAGCUGAACAAACAGUUGAGUCAGCAGGAGAAAACACUGAAAACCCAACAGCAGAAGCUGAAGGUACGAGGCCCUGUGCCAGCUAAGAUGCCUUAUUUUAGUAUUUUGUUUGCAUGCAACAUCUGUUAUUAGUUUAUUUGUUUUUCUAUGGAAGAAAGCAACGUAUGCUCAGCUGCAGUCCUUCCAUUACAUAACUUAAUGCCCCAGCUUACUUAUGUGAGGUAUUUACAAAAGAGCAAUAGCCGGGUGAGCCCCGGGGAGGGGGUGAGCCCCCAGACUUGCCUGGUGCUUUGUUUAAUGUCUUCUUGUGAUUCAUGUAGCUGAGAGAAAGUGAGAUCAGCGUGGAGGUGGAAAAGAAGCAGAGUCAAGUCGCCGAGCUGGAAUCCCUCCUGGAGCAGCAGACGAAGGCUGUGGAACACUAUAAAACACAGGUAGGUUGGGAUUUUAUAGCUGAACUCUGCCUUAUGAUGAUUAUCGCCAUGUAUAUAGCGCCAACAGAUUCCGUAGCGCUUUACAAUAUUAUGAGAGGGGGGAUGUAACUACAAAUAGGACAAUUACAAAAAACUUACAGGAACGAUAGGUUGAAGAGGACCUUGCGCAAACGAACUUAGUCUAUAGGAUAAAACAUGUUUUUCAGGGGUUCAUUUUUAUUCUCUGCCGAGGACAGACUGGGCACUGUACAUGAAGAACAGCACAAUUAGGGCGUUUGUAAAGCUAAAUGUGUUAUGUUUUCCUCUUGGACUGUGCUUUAAUAAGACAGAGCAUGGUAUUGGCACCAGGUGGGCAGUGCAUCCAUUGUCAUUGUUCAUCUCUAUGAGAAGUAUCAAAUUAUUGGAUUGGACAAAAUGUCAUCUAGUCUGAGAUCAGCCAGGUGGAUCAGGCUGCUCAAGACCAGCUGUAUCAGAGCUGAAGUUUAGGUUUUUUGCAAUCUAAAUCUCCCUACCCUGCUAUUUGAUCCACACGAAAAUUUAAAUCCAGGAACUAUAGUGUUUUAAGUUGAGAGGUAACCAAAUCAUAGAUCCUUCUUCUAUUUGGUACACACCAUGCACAUUGACACCUUUUGUACCAUCCUAUUGGUGCCCCCAGUGGUCAAGUAUGCAUUUGAGCCUGGGGCCCAUUUGGUUGCAAAUUAUAGCUUGCUCCAGGAAUCUUAGUAUUUUAUUUAUUUAUUUUUCUCCUGCACAGAUGGACAAGGCCAAAUCUCACUACGACGCAAAGAAGGUGCAAAACCAAGAGCUGAAUGAGAACCUGGAGAAAACAGCCAGGGAGCAGGAGCAGCUGCGCAAAGAGAAUUCCGAGCUCAAGAUGGAGUCAGAUCGUCUCAACAGGGAGCUUCAGCACUCCUUGCUCCACAGUAAAGAGGUGGAACAAAACUGCAAGAACCUGACCAAUCAAGUGAAGUCUUUAGAGGUGCAGGUAAGAGUCUUAAAAAUAGGCCCAAUAGCCUAUCAAAAAUAAGUCAAAAUUAAAACCGCUGCCGAUUAGAAGGUGAGCUGCACUUACACACAAGAAAAGCAAGAAGGAUAACUACACUUUUAGCAGUUAAACAUUAAUCAAAAUAAACUUAAAGGGACACUAGUCACCAGAACAACUUAAUGUUGUGGUUCUGGUGAGUAUAGUCAGUGCCUGCAAGCAUUUUAAAGUAAACACAGUCGUUGAAGAAAAAAGGCAGUGCUUACAGCCUAGGAACACUCUAGUGGUAAUCACUCCAGAGGGCCACUCGAGGUGCUUCCUGGGACAGUGCUGCAUAGUGUGCAGUACAUACAUUCAUAGUCUCCACCCUCUGCAUGGAGAAGCAUUGAUUCAAUGUAUCUCUGAGGAGAUGUUGAUUGGCCAUCCUGUGGAAAGCAUUGGAUUGGCUGAGACCAUAGUUUUAUUUCUGCCACUGGGUCAGCCAUGGUGAGAUUGGUGCAGCACUGCAGAAAAAGGUAAGUCAACUAUCUUUUUAAGGUAAAUUGUUAUUUUAUAGCUGUAGUGUCAGGAAGGCAAACUUGCAUUCCUGACACUAUAUUGUUUAAGUAGAAAAUCUAAUGACAAACUGCGCACACAGACCAUGUGUGAACUAUCUAUGGACCGGUUGUGGAUCUUCCGCUGCUACGAGACUGCAGUGUGAUUUGCUCCGCCACCUUCGCAUUCGAUUUUUAUCUGUUGAUGCCUAUUGCAAAUUGGCUGUAAUACGAUCUAGGGACAAAACCAUUUACAGAGUUCGGACUUUCCACUUAUGAUGCUAAUAUUUUCCAUCUCUCCCAUUACUCUGGCACAUUUCCUUCACCCUUCAAGCAUGCAACCAUAACCCCGAUUCUGAAAAAGCCCAAACUCUCCAUCCAACUGCCGCCCUAUAACUUGCCAUUGCCUUGCUUUUCAGCACUUCUAAAAAGAAACCUUGAUCUAAAUUGCUCUGUGACUUUAUAUGUAAAUGUUAAAGGGACAUUUUAAAUGAAAUCUAAAUCGCCAUUUAGUAGAUAUGCCCCAAUGAAGGCAUGCAUUUAAUUGUGCAUUUUUGUUCCAUUGGGAUAAAUCUAGGGACACCUUGUAAAAGCUGCAGAUCACUUGUCUGAAGCCUUUGCAAGUCCCUCCCCAGUUGGAUAUUGCAUGUGUUAGGUUGUGUUCUGCCAUGUCUUGUCUCCUGACGAUUUAAUGUGCUGUAAUCUAAUCUAAUUUGGAAUCUUUUUGCAUUGAUAACCCCUCUUCUGCCCCCAUAGGUGGAAUAUGCGGACCGCCAGUUAAGGGAACUGGGCAAGUUUCAGGUAGCGACUGAUGCCAUGAAGGGCCGAGAAACAAUGGGCCCCCCACGGGAAACAAGACGGCGGGGCCACGCGGACGUCAGUAUUGACAGUCUGGACUUGAGCGAUGAGGAGAAUCCAAUGAACUCUACUGGGUAUGAAAGGUCUCUCUAGAUGUAGAACCUCACUCUGAAUGCACAUAGCUUACCGUCUGACUCCAGGGCAGCAGACAAUAUGCAGUGGUUAGAACAUCCCUGUAUCUAGCUACUGUUAGACUCACUCCUGCAGUUUAAUUAUCACACCCUUAAAGACUAGAACCCAGAUUAGAAUAAUGUUGGAAACCUUUCACAUUCUAUGUGUAUCCUGGAAGCCUGGUAUGUCUGCUUUCCUUGACCGCUAGAGAUUGAUCACUAGGAAAGUGAUCAGGAAGAGCGUCCUCCGGUCCUGAUCUGGAGGGAUAGCCCUAGACCUAGAUCAGUGUAACCUCUCUCUGUUAACAGUGGUGCUGUUCGCUGGUUUGUUACUGCUAGGCAUUUUCCUGUGAAGAGCAUUUUUGAUGAGGGCUGUAUAUAAUUUACUUCCGUAGGCUGUAUGAUGGCCAGUAUAGACCAGCUGGAUUUUACUUUUAUAGCCAGAAAUAAGUUGGCUUUACAGUUUAUUUGCCUGAAGUAGACACUUGUAUUUUAUUAGCAGGCUCCUGCGCACUCUAUUAAAAGUUAAACAUUCAGUAAGAUGCAGAAUAUUUUCAGUUAAUGCGGUGAACAUGCUGUGUAACCUUUUCAGAAAGAAUGGCCGCUCCCAUCAAGAAGCCACAUCUUCAGGCAGCCCAGACUCUUUGGCACAGGGUCGCUUGCCCCAGAAAGUGGAGUCUCUUGAGAGUCUUUACUUUACCCCUAUCCCCACCCGGGUCCAGUCAAAGAUGGACAGCAGUAUCGGCUCCAUUGGUGACCUGUCCUUAGACUCCAGUAAGAAGACCCGAUCUGCUCGUAGGCGAACAACCCAGGUCAUCAACAUCACAAUGACCAAGGUAGGAGUAGAUACUUUGCAAUGUUUCCUAUCCUUCGAUUAUCAAUGAGAUGCUACAGUUAGUAGUGUUACACGAGUCUCCCUUUCAAGCCUACAAUAAACGGCAACCCAGUCAGAGACUGAUUAGCAGUUCCGCAAAGACUUCUCUAUGCACCCCAUGGAUACAGGUGAACAUAAUGGUAGGAUGUUAAGGAUAUGUGAGAUAUUAUUAGGAAAUGAUAUACAAGGGGUGAAGGAGGUUUGGAUACCUUGUGUUGACAUUCCCUGACACAGCGGAUUCCAACUCCCAUGGAUUGUUUCAUUUUUCAUGCUUGGUGGCAGCGACACGGGUCAGGCAGUCUGUGGUAUCCCUUGUGGCAGCACAUCUCCCGUACAAAUCCACACAUUAUCUAAAGGAAUUUACUCCGCUUCUACUAAAGCAUACGGGUCACUUAGAAGAUUAGUUGCAUAUUGGCUACUGUGUUCUCCCAUUAAUUCCACUCUAAUCCUGCCGAUUAAAACGAUGUAACUCCAGGCAAAAGAUCCUUAACAAAGGAAAUGUUAUAUAUUAAAUGGUAAGACCUGUGACCUGUAUGGGGAGAAAACAAAACAUGCAUAUAAACACAAUAUCCAGCACAUUGGGAGUUUAAGUAUUUUGUGUAGUGAUAUUUGAGAUAAUAAGGAGGCAUUGCACUUUUAAUUCCUUAUUUUGUGAAAAAAUGAUUUCUAAUAGUCGUGCUUGAGUUAUGUUUCUACUCAUUCUAUUUUUAAUAUAGAGAACAAAAGAAGAGACGGUAGAACCUGAAAGUGCCAACACUUCUUUCUACAGCCUGCGCUCUGCGUUGUCUCACCAGAGCCUACAUCAAGAAAAACCCCGGAGAGGUGGGCGCCCUCAGCCAGCCAUCUCCGCCCCAGCUUUGUCCAGCCUUCCAUCACAAGAGUCCCUGAUCAGGCCAGAUCUGACCUCCUCCGAUGACAGCCUGAAUAACUCUGUGCUAAUGAACUUACCGGGAUACAGACCCACCACCCGCAGCUCUGCACGGCUUUCACAAGGAGGUAACUAGUCCAGCACUGCACCCGAUAUCUAGUGUGGUACUCUUUCCUAAUCUAACUCUACAUAUUCUUCUAAUCCAGCACUGCACCCGAUAUCUAGUGUGGUACUCUUUCCUAAUCUAACUCGACAUAUUCUUCUAAUCCAGCACUGCACCCGAUAUCUAGUGUGGUACUCUUUCCUAAUCUAACUUGACAUAUUCUUCUAGUCCAGCACUGCACCCGAUAUCUAGUGUGGUACUCUUUCCUAAUCUAACUUGACAUAUUCUUCUAAUCCAGCACUGCACCAGAUAUCUAGUGUAGUACUCUUUCCUAAUUUAACUCGACCUAUUCUUCUGGCCCAGUGACUGACCAUUUCCAUUAUUUUAUGUGAAAUCAUUUUUAAACCUCUUAUCUCUAACAUCAGUUUAUUGAUGAUCCUCUGUCCAUAAUCAUAAUAAAGUAGUCUGGCGAAUAACCACAUGGGUCUGUCUGUCCACUGGCUAAGGUACAAGGCUGAAUAGAAUACAAUAAGAUUAGUUUGGCAUGAUCUCCCUGAAGUAAACCCAUGUUGUCAAGUUCAGAGACAACAUGGGUUUACUUCAGGGAGAUCAUGCCAAACUAAUCUUAUUGAUUUUUUUGAUUGGGUAACUAAAAUUAUAGAUCAGGGUGGUGCAGUAGACAUUGCUUACCUAGAUUUCAGUAAGGCUUUUGACACUGAUGCACAUAGAAGGCUUAUCAAUAAACUGCAAUCUUUAAGUUUGGAUUCCAAUAUUGUUGAAUGGGUAAGGCGGUGGCUGAGUGACAGGCAACAGAGGGUUGUAGUCAAUGGAGUAUAUUCGAAGCUUGGGCUUGUCACCAGUGGGGUACCUCAGGGAUCUAUACUUGGACCCAUUCUCUUUAAUAUUUUUAUUAGUGAUAUUGCAGAAGGUCUUGAUGGUAAGGUAUGUCUUUUUGCUGAUGAUACUAAGAUUUGUAACAGGGUUGAUGUUCCAGGAGGGAUAAGCCAAAUGACAAAUGAUUUAGGUAAACUAGAAAAAUGGUCAGAAUUGUGGCAACUGACAUUUUAUGUGGAUAAGUGCAAGAUAAUGCAUCUUGGACGUAAAAACCCAAGGGCAGAGUACAGAAUAUUUGAUAGAGUUCUAACCUCAACAUAUGAGGAAAGGGAUUUAGGGGUGAUUAUUUCUGAUGACUUAAGGUAGGCAGACAAUGUAAUAGAGCAGCAGGAAAUGCUAGCAGAAUGCUUGGUUGUAUAGGGAGAGGUAUUAGCAGUAGAGAGAGGGAAGUGCUCAUGCCAUUAUACAGAACACUGGUGAGACCUCACUUGGAGUAUUGUACACAGUACUGGAGACCGUAUCUUCAGAAGGAUAUUGAUACCUUAGAGAGGGUUCAGAGAAGGGCUACUAAGCUGGUUCAUGGAUUGCGGGAUACAACUUACCAGGAAAGGUUAAAGGAUCUUAACAUGUAUAGCUUGGAGGAAAGACGAGACAGGGGGGAUAUGAUAGAAACAUUUAAAUAUAUAAAGGGAAUCAACACAGUAAAGGAGGAGACUAUAUUUAAAAGAAAAAACUACCACAACAAGAGGACAUAGUCUUAAAUUAGAGGGACAAAGGUUUAAAAAUAAUAUCAGGAAGUAUUACUUUACUGAGAGGGUAGUGGAUGCAUGGAAUAGCCUUCCAGCUGAAGUGGUAGAGGUUAACACAGUAAAAGGAGUUUAAGCAUGCGUGGGAUAGGCAUAAGGCUAUCCUAACUAUAAGAUAAGACUAGGGACUAAUGAAAGUAUUUAGAAAAUUGGGCAGACUAGAUGGGCCGAAUGGUUCUUAUCUGCCGUCACAUUCUAUGUUUCUAUUUUGCGAUCAAUGUAUUCCGGUAAAAUAAGUUGCAUGCACUAGUAUUUUUCAAUACUCCAUUAUCUGUUUAGUAGUAUUUAUAUUUUACUCCCAGGUCGCAACAGUUUCUACAUGAGCACUUGUCAGGACGAGCCAGAUCCUCAGGAAGACUGGAAUCGGAUAGCGGAGCUGCAGCAAAGGAACAGAGCAUGCCCACCGCACCUUAAGACCUCCUACCCACUGGAGUCCAGGGUACGCAUUAUAUGGAGCAUACUAUACCUUUAUUCCCACUUGUCUGCUCUUGUCAGAAGGUCCAAAUAGUUUGAGUACAUUCUUUCCAAGGAAGGACAUUUCACAGAGCUCUAGGCUAAGUGUUAUUGAUAAUGAUUCAUUGUAACUGUCCAUUUUGUUUCCCAGACUGUGCAUUGUUUAGUUUUUGGGGAUUUGUACGCAAUGUCUAACACACUUUGUAUCUGUUGCCUGAAACAAGUUAAAAUGUGCUUUCCACUUCGCUGGUGGACUCCAGUACCAGUCAGGUCUUGAUCACUUGAAUUGUCAGAUGUUCUGGAUCAAACUUCAUUUUAGGAUGUCUAAUUAUAAAUGUGUAGAGCUGUACACAUGGCUUUUUAUUAUGAAAUUAUAAUCAAAUGUAUGAUUUAUUUAAAUUUUUUCUGACCCACCAGCCGUCGCUUCUGGCUGCCACCAUUACAGAUGAAGAAGUGAAGACUGGAGACCCUAAAGAGACUCUGCGACGUGCCACCUUGCUACCUUCCCAAAUACAGGAGUCCACAACGUCCACUCGCAGGAUGACUCUGGCUUCUUCAGAGUUUGAUCAUCCUUGGGGCGGCAACAUCACUACACGGCAGCAGAGGAAGAGGGUGUCUGAAGAGCCCCACCAAGGACCGGACACUCCAGAGGUGGGGAGGAGUAAAUGCACAGCAAGCGGUUACUGGUACCUUUGAAGUAUUUGCUGGUUUUGAAGUUAAAAUGUCAUAUUUCAUAAUAGCCAAUACCAUACUACUUUUUAGCUCCAUGCAGUUAAAAGCUAGUGGGUUUAAAAUUCACAAGUACAAACCAUGUUUUAAACCUGCUUUUUUUUGUUUUGUUUUUGUUUUUCUCUCCCUAUCCCCAUAGUCUAAGAAGUCUGCCAGCUGCUUUCCGCGACCUAUGACUCCCAAGGACAAGCACGACCCGCGUAAAUUGUCUGUGGCAGAAAGCAAAAUUAGGGUUAGCCAGCCGGUGAGUCUUCAAGAUUUCAGUGCCACUUCUGUCUAAUUUACAGCCUUUUAAUUAUUGUGAGCUGACCUGUAUCUCCAGGCCCAGCACACACACAGCUCAGAAAUAACAAAGCUGCUGUUUCUACUGGCAUGAAAUCACUCUUCUGCUGAGUUCUGCAGAUCAUUGAUUUUAGUUAUAGACUGAUGGCUCCCAUUGUAAGUAACGCUGGUCUUCUCACACAAAGGAUCAAUAAAAUGAGGUUCUCAUUGUGAUGGCUCCUCUUGGCUUAUUGAUUUUUCUUUAUCUUACAGCAGACACAGGCCAGCCGGCGGCAAACUAUGGCCUUCAGUAUUCUAAACACCCCGAAAAAAAUUGGCAGUAGCUUCCUGAGAAAGAGUACUAGCAAAAAGACUGAAACCCCUAAAAUCAGCCCGCGAACGAGAGGGUCAAGUGGUAGCACCAGCAGUACUUCCUCCAAAUCCCCACUUCAUGCAAUCCGCAAAUCACCAAGCAGACGAUCUCCCAGGGUCUCCCAAGCAAAAUCCCCCAAGAGAUCAAGCAAGGUGGGUUCAUUCAUGAGAUUAAAAACCCGACACAUUGUAUUUUAACAAGUAGGCCCCAGCUGCAGAACUACAACUUCCAGAGGAGUUGUCAGGCAUUGAUUGAGAUCCAAGAGGAGAUGGAGUUUACAUCAUUCGCACCAGACAUUCUUUUAAAACAAAAACCAUGAUAUGCAGAAUAGCAUGAAUGGUUCCACACAGAACGCAAUUUAAAAUGUUUUGAAGUUGAAAUGUAUCAAAAUUUGGUUAAAUGUUUGAAGGAAAGUUUCCUAGAUUAGGGUUUGUAGAUGGGUUUUUUUUCUAGCCAAAUAUAUGGCCAUUAAAAUGAGCAAUAUUUUAUUUUUUUCUUCACUAUCCCCUUAAAAUUAUGCAGAUAAGGUGUAAAGACUGCACUUGUUUUAAAGGUAAGAUUACUGGCGGUCUUUUGCAAUUCUACCGCAAUAUCCAGGAUUCCUGGUUUUAAACCAGUCCUGCUGUACAUGGCUGGACAGAGUAUUACAUACGUUGGAUCCCAGUGUUUGUUGUUGUGUGGAAAUGCUGUUUAUUUUGAUGUGAUGAAUUUGGGCUUUCUCUCAAUCAGGCCGGAGCACGAUGAGCAUCCGCAGGUAAGCCAGGUGUUUGUGUGGUGUGAGGCCAUUGAUUCACACACUUUCUUCCUCUUACACAAAUCGCACAAAAUGUAAUGGAAUUUGGUUACUGGAUGGAAGGAGUUCUAUCCUCCUUGGUCAGAGCAGAGUUGGCAGAGGGCUCCGGGAUCCAUUGGUGAAUUGUACCAUCCGGGAUCCAUUGGUGAAUUGUACCAUCCGGGAUCCAUUGGUGAAUUGUACCAUCCGGGAUCCAUUGGUGAAUUGUACCAUCCGGGAUCCAUUGGUGAUUCUUAUCUGUUUGCACAUUCACCUUAGUAGAUGGUAACUGAUCAGCCCGAUUAACCCCUUGCCUCUCUGGCUUGCUUCUCUCCAUUAGACACCUAAUGAUUAUAAUCUGAAUUUGUAUAAUUGGCAUACUGCUAGAUUGUUGCAUCCUGUGUGCAACAUGUGCUCACAAUUUGGAAUUUAAAUCCGGUUUCUGGAUUCAUCUAAUCUAUUACUUUACACAAAAAAUCACUUCUGCAAAUUCCAUUCUUUCUAUGGUGAUGGUAGCAGGUAGGUGAGCAGGUUAGUUUUGGUUUCCAUUGUUGUACAAGAAAAAUAAAAUUAAAGGUAUACCAUCUCUCGCAUUUCCCAUCUUACCUGCUCUAAUCUUAACCCAAAGGCAAAAUGACUUUCUGUUCCACAAACGACUGCAUAUGGCGUUAGUCUCUGCUGCGCUGUACAGGAGGCUGUAUCACUUCAUUCUUCUAAAUAGAAAGUGGGAGGGGGGGAGGGGGGGUGGUAGUUACCCACAUCACAGGAGAAUCUGAAAAAAAUUAUAUUUCUAUUUUGACAAUAUAUUCUAAACUUGUCUGAAGCUUUGCAAGGAAAUUAGUAUGUAUUUCUCAUAAUACCGUAUACCCUAUAUUUGUAUGAAGCAAAGGAUGAACCUUUGAAAGAAUAAAAAUCCAAUGUGUGCGCACAAAGUAUUUCCAUAAUUGUAAUUCUGUAGUUAAAUCUUAGUACAUAUUGGAGUAUGGCAAUUGAGUUUUUUUUUGUAUCCUUUGCUGCGCUGGAUUCAAAUUCACGCUCCCGCUAUGAAUUCUGUGUUCUCACAUUUCUAAUGAAUGUUGCAUUUAAAAAAAAGGGGGGGGGCUCCAAAGUUUAGGGGAAGUAGAAGUCCGUUCAGCUCUGGGCUUUAAUGCUGUGGUAACCAAUAAAUUGUUCAGUCUGUUAAUGUUUCUGUUCUGUAAGAUUUUUAUAUUUUCUUUUUUUCUUGCAGUUUUUUGAACGGAAGCAGUCCAAGAACAAAUGAGGUCAUGCUUUGAAUGGACACACUUUGAAUAGACUGCUUUUUAUACCUGCUAUUUGGCUGCACCAAGAGCCCGCCGGAUUAACGCGUUUGUUGCCGUGUCGUUUUCAUCCCAACGGCAGCAAAUUCAUACUUUGUACAUUUCCCAAUUAAUGCAUAUUAUUAUAAUUAUGUCUUUAAUUUGCGUAUCAUUUUUGGCUUUCACUAUCUAGGACGACUGCUGCAGUCACUACAACUUAUCAUCAAGAUUUGGUCGAAUAUUUUUCCUUUUGUAUUUUAAUUUGCUGGACAAGCAAGAACUUAUGUUUCAAAAAACCUGCAGGCUACACAGCAUUUUUAAUGUGGGCUUUCUAAAUAUGGCGGCAUGUGCCAGCUGCAUUUUAUGGGUAGGGAGGGAUCGCUAGCCUUUGAUCACAUUUCAUUCACGAUUAAUGUAUGUAUAUUGUUUGACAGAUGGUAAGCUAACUUUUUAGUGCCUUAUUGCUGUGGCUCUGUAAGGUGUGGCAGUUUAAUUUAUUAAAAGCAUUUCCAUCCCUGUACUCUGUAUUGUAGCCGUAUCAGCGAGUCUGGCCAUCAUGUGGUCUCUACAGUGCUCUGUCUGGGAGUAUCAUGGACUAGCUGAAGGGUAAAAUGUCUGUGAGGUUAAUCGCUGGCAAUAUUACAGAUUGCUUUUGUCAUUGUAACAAUAUAGUUCACGCACAAUUUGGAUCAUAUUGUGAACAUGUCUUUAAAGACCAGCACACACGGCUUGUGUUCCUUCACAGAUGGUUUCACUUGAUGAUACUAUUCCUGCCAUUAGUCCUAUCCGAAGGAAUGUCUACUCUCCUUACCUAUACUGUAAGGAUAUAUUCUGGGCAAGCCCAUAAUGCACACAGGUACACCUGGCCCUACUACUCCCAAGUUACCAAUCCUCACCCAGGCUCUGUUUCUUCCCGGGCCUCCCUUCUUGGUGUUACCUGAUAUUCAAUUUUACAUCCACUGCCCUUUUCACGGUUCUCUCCUCCCUUAUGUGCACUGUCCCUUUAAACACUCAGGCAUGGUCCGAAUUCAUUUAAUCCAACACUUACGUAACUUUAUCACAUUGUACGGAUGACAAAGCUAGUUCUACUGUGUUCUCUAGUAAGUAUGAUGCUUUGUAUUUUAACUGGUAAAAUUGAUCGUACAGCUCUGAACUCCUUACAGAUGUCUGUUGGAUUAUGUGUCUUCAAUGAACACCUUUAUCCUAUUUUCAAAGGCAUCAAAUGGCCUUUCAGAUACUUGGAUAUUAUAUCUGCCAUUAGAAUUGUCUGAAUCUUCUUUUUUAAAUUUAAGUUAACAUUAUUAUAUUUUUAAACCUGUUCCUUUACCCUUUUUUCUUUUUUUUUUUUUGUGAUUUAAGACACAAAUUAAUGGAAUUAUAUAUAAUUUUUUUUGUACCCAUAUAAAAAUGGAUAAAUAAAUCCGUCCUUCAUGUGUCUUCCCUUUAUCUGGCGUUGUACGUCUCUGCUUUCCAAGCCGGCAAUGAUAGGCAGCAAUCUCUGUAUUGCGGUGUGAUGUGGAACCCGGUUUAAAGGGUUUUUAAUUAGAUUAUUUUGUAGAGUGACAUUCCUUUUAGAUAUUUUUACUUUGCCGACACGAAGCAUUGCAGGGCAAUCCUUAAUAUGUGGCUAACUAUAGUCUGCCUUAAAAAAAAAAAAAAAAAGCUUUUGGAAUAAAGUAUUUGUCUUAUUACAGGUGAUACUCUUAAAAUUAGAAUAUUGUGCAAAAGUUCUUUUAUUUCAGUAAUGCAACGUAAAAGGGGAAACUAAUAUAUGAGAUAGAAGCAUUACAUGCAAAGCAAGAUGGGUCAAGCCGUGAUUUGUCAUAAGUGCGAUGAUUAUGGCUUACAGCUCAUGAAAACCUCAAAUCCACAAUCACAGUAAAUUAGAAUAUUACAUGCAAUCAAUAACACAAGGAGUGUACAUAGAACAAUAUUGGACCUCAAAGUAUAAGCAUGCAUAUGGACUCAGCACUUGAUUUGGGCCCCUUUUGCAGCAAUUGCUGCCUCAAUGCGGCGUGGCAUGGAAGCUAUCAGCCUGUGGCACUGCUGAGGUGUUAUGGAAGACCAGGAUGCUUCAAUAGCAGCCUUCAGCUCUUCUGCAUUGUUCGGUCUCAUGUCUCAUCUUUCUCUUGGCAAUGCCCCAUAGAUUCUCUAUGGGGUUUAGAUCAGGCAAGUUUGCUCACCAAUCAAGCAGGCAGUGUGGGCAGGUGCCAAAUCCUGCUGGAAAAUGAAGUCAGCAUCCCCAUAAAGAUCGUCUGCAGAAGGAAGCAUGAAGUGCUCCAAAAUCUCCUGGUAGAUGGCUGCGUUGACCCUGGACUUAAUGAAGCACAGUGGACCAACACCAGCGGAUGACAUGGCUCCCAAAAUCAACACACUGUGGAAACUCCACACUGGACUUCAAGCAUCUUGCAGUGUGUGCCUCUCCAUUCUUCCUCCAGACUCUGGGUCCUUGGUUUCCAAAUGAGAUGCAAAAGUUGCUCUCAUCAGAAAAGAGGACUUUGGACUACUGGGCAACAGACCAGGUCUGUUUUUCUUUAGCCCAGGUAAGACGCUUCUGACGUUGUUGUUUGUUCAGGAACGGCUUGACAAGAGCAAUAUGACAUCUGAAGCCCAUGUCCAGGAUCCGUCUGUGUGGGGUGGCUCUUGAUGCACUGAUUCCAGCCUCAGUCCACUCCUUGUGAAAGUCCCCAACACUUUUGAAUGGCCUUUUCCUGACAAUCCAUGCUGCUUUCCUCCCUGCUGCUUGUGCACCUUUUUCUUCCACACUUUUCCCUUCCACAUAAUUCUCUAUUAAUGUGCUUUGAUACAGCACUUUGGGAACAUCCAACUUUCUUCGCAAUUACUUUUUGAGGCUUUCCCUCCUUAUGGAGGUUGUCAAUGAUGGGUUUUCUGCACAACUGUCAGGUCAGCAGUCUUCCCCAUGAUUGUGAUUCCUACUGAACAAGACUGAGACCAUUUAAAGGCUCAGAAACGCUUUGCAGGUGUUAUGGCUUACUUGGCUGAUUAGAGUGGGACACUGUGAGCCUAGAAUAUUGCACCUUUUCACAAUAUUCUAACUUACUGAGAUUGUGGAUUUGGGAUUUUCAUGAGCUGUAAAACAAUAAUCAUUGCACUUAUGACAAAUCACAGCUUGAACUAUCUUGCUUUGCAUGUAAUGCGUCUAUCUCAUAUAUUAGUUUCCCCUUUUGUUGCAUUACUGAAAUAAAUGAACUUUUUCACAAUAUUCAAAAUUUUCGAGUAUCACCUGUAUUAUCACUAAUGCAUGUUUGGGAUCUGCCCUUUACCCUUCUGAUAAUAUAUAGCCUGCAGGACUAGCUUCACACAUUACCUCUUCCAGGGGAAGCUCACAGGAAAAAAGCUCUUUCACCAAGUAAGCUUUUAGGUUAGAGAGCGCCUUCAAUCCCAGUGUAAAGCUAUCACUGUGUAAGCCUUCCAGCAGAGGGAAACAAUCCAGCGCUGCAUUUAUCCCAAGGGAUGUUCAAAAUACAUUCUAGAAAGGCACCCUUCAGCCGAAUAACUCAAUGUACCAAAGGAAUUCUAUCGCUCAGCUACAGACUGCAUUCAGGUAGUAAAGACUUGUUUUAGCCAUAGAUUUAUUUAUUUUAAGCUCUGAGCUGUAUCCGCAGGUUUGCCAUUCUUGGCGGUCAUCGGGCCCCCUCCGUGCAUCACAUCUUUUGCCGCAUGAUACCCACUGGUGAACCAGCCAAUCCUGCUUGUGUAUUCUAAAAUUCCCACUGCACCAAGUGUACAUGUUGUAAGAGGUUUAGGACUCCUGGCACCCUACUACAGAAAUGCAGGCAUCCUUCCAGUCUCUCGAAUUCUAAUAUCAAGCCAAUAUGAUCUGUAUCUAGAACAUGCCGCCAAUUGUAUAAGCUGUGUUUUGUAAAUAAACGUAUUCUCUUGGA